Molecule: messenger RNA, 2847 nt
Organism: Acipenser ruthenus (sterlet)
Lineage: Eukaryota; Metazoa; Chordata; Actinopteri; Acipenseriformes; Acipenseridae
Gene: gys1
Product: glycogen synthase 1 (muscle)
Biological process (GO): glycogen biosynthetic process
Cellular component (GO): cytoplasm
Molecular function (GO): alpha-1,4-glucan glucosyltransferase (UDP-glucose donor) activity
Source: RefSeq, a predicted model, not a curated record
UGCCUGGUAUCUGUAGUCAUGCCUCUGGCUCGUAGCCUCUCCGUCUCUUCGUUGACUGGUCUGGAGGACUGGGGAGACGGAUUCGAUCAGGAGGACGCUGUCCUGUUUGAGGUGGCGUGGGAGGUCGCCAACAAAGUGGGCGGGAUCUACACUGUCAUUCAGACGAAGGCAAAGCUCACGGCUGACGAAUGGGGAGAAAACUACUUUCUGAUUGGUCCGUACGUGGAGAGCAGCGUGCGCACGCAGGUGGAGCUGAGCGAGCCCUCGAACCCGGCCGUGCGCAGAGUCCUGGAGUCCAUGAACAGCAAAGGGUGCAAGGUGUAUUUCGGGCGCUGGCUGAUCGAGGGGGGGCCCUGUGUGAUCCUCAUCGAUGUGGGGGCCACAGCCUGGUCCCUGGACCGCUGGAAGGCGGAGCUGUGGGAGAGCUGCAGCAUCGGGGUGCCCUGGUUCGACCGCGAGGGGAACGACGCUGUGCUGUUUGGAUUCCUGACAGCCUGGUUUCUGGGGGAGUUCAUCGCUCAGUGUGAUGAGAAGCCUCACAUUGUGGCUCACUUCCACGAGUGGCUCGCUGGGGUGGGGUUGAUUUUGUGUCGGAUUCGGAAGCUGCCCAUCGCCACCAUCUUCACCACCCACGCCACGUUACUGGGGAGGUAUCUGUGCGCUGGGAGUGUGGACUUCUACAACAACCUGCAAACUUUCAAUGUUGAUAAGGAGGCUGGUGACAGGCAGAUCUAUCACCGGUACUGCAUGGAGAGGGCAGCAGUGACCUGCAGCCAUGUUUUCACCACCGUGUCUCAGAUCACAGCGAUAGAAGCAGAGCAUCUACUGAAGAGAAAACCAGAUAUCGUGACUCCGAACGGUCUCAAUGUGAAGAAGUUCUCUGCGAUGCACGAGUUUCAGAACCUCCACGCCCAGAGCAAAGCCCGGAUCCAGGAGUUCAUCAGGGGUCACUUCUACGGACACCUGGACUUCAAUCUGGAUAAGUGCAUCUUCCUCUUCAUCGCUGGCCGCUAUGAGUUUUCAAACAAGGGCGCUGACAUCUUCCUCGAAGCUCUCGCCAGACUGAACUACCUGCUCAGGGUGAAUCAGAGUGACGUGACCGUGAUCGCUUUCUUUAUAAUGCCGGCGAGAACCAAUAAUUUCAACGUGGAAACUCUGAAAGGACAAGCAGUGAGGAAACAGCUGUGGGACACAGCCCACACUGUGAAAGAGAAGUUCGGAAAAAAACUCUACGAAUCUCUCUUGGUAGGGCAGCUGCCUGAUUUGAAUAAGAUGAUGGACCAAGAGGAUUUCACCAUGAUGAAGAGAGCCAUCUUCGGCACACAGAGGCAGUGUCUGCCCCCAAUCUGCACACACAACAUGCUGGAUGAUGCGACAGACCCCAUCCUGAACAGCAUCAGGAAGAUGGGUCUGUUUAAUAAGAGCACAGACAGAGUCAAGGUUAUUUUCCAUCCUGAGUUCCUCUCCUCCACCUCUCCUCUGCUGCCAAUGGAUUACGAGGAGUUUGUGAGGGGCUGCCACCUCGGGGUCUUCCCUUCGUACUACGAGCCCUGGGGCUACACACCCGCGGAGUGCACUGUCAUGGGGAUCCCCAGUAUCUCGACGAACCUGUCGGGGUUCGGCUGCUUCAUGGAGGAGCACAUCGCUGACCCCUCUGCUUACGGGAUCUACAUUCUGGACCGACGGUUCCGUGGAGUGGACGGCUCCUGUAAUCAGCUGGCCUCCUUCCUGCUCUCCUUCUGCCAGCAGAACCGGCGCCAGAGAAUCAUCCAGAGGAACCGGACCGAGCGACUGAGUGACCUGCUGGACUGGAAACACCUGGGCAAGUAUUACAUGUCUGCUCGUCACAUGGCCCUCUCGAAAGCCUACCCAGAAUACUACAGCUACGAUCCCCAGGAAACCACAGCGUCUCCAGGGUUCAGAUUCCCGCGCCCCGCCUCUGUGCCCCCCUCCCCCUCUCUGUCCCGUCACUCCUCCCCCCGCCACAGCGACGCCGAGGAAGAGGAGGAGACGGAGGAGCGCUACGACGAGGAAGAGGAGGCUGAGAAGGACCGGCUGAACAUCAAACCAGUCUCCUUACUGGGAGCUGUGGGGGAGUGGAAGGGGCACGGCGGCGGCUCCACCAGUAACACCAGUGCGACCAGCAGCCCCCCCAGCGAGCUGAGCUCUCCCAGCAACUCCGAGAGGAACUAGAGAGAGAGAGAGGGAGGAGGGGAGAGGGAGAGGGAGAGAGAGGAGAGAGGAGAGAGAGAGGGAGGGAGGGAGAGAGGGGCCAGUUAGAAAGUAUUUACAAGGCAGUUAGAGAAAGAAACCAGUUAGAGAGAGAGAGAGAAACCAGUUAGAAUCUAUUGAGAACCCAGUUAGAGAGAAACCAGUUAGAAACGAUUUACAAACCAGUUAAAGAAACCAGUUAGAAACGAUUUACAAACCAGUUAGAGAGAGACAGACCAGUUCGAAGGUAUUUACAAACCAGUUAGAGAGAGAGAGACCAGUUAGAAGGUAUUUACAAACCAGUUUGAGGGAGAGAGAGCGCCCCCAGUGUUCCCCAGCCCGGGUCGCUGUUUUGUUGUGUUUGGGGGAGGGGGGGGUGACGGUGCGGGGGGUUUUUAUUUUGAUCACGUUUUCGUUUGUAUUUUUCGGUUUAUUUUUAAAAUGUGUUUCUCUGUGUUUUUGGAGACUGUGUCUGAUUUUACCAUCCAAGCUGCCUUCCAUAUACACAGUGUGUAUAAAUAUGAUAUGAGACGACUUCCUCUGGAUCAUUUCAACAUGUGAAAAUACAAACAAUACCAGGAAUGUGAACUGAUAAUAAAUAAAUACAUGAAUAAAUAAAUGAAUACAUUAAAUGAA